GCCCGUCGCACGCAUGCGCCACUGUUGGCUGGCGGCUCGCGGUUCCUUCCGGCCUCCCCCUUGGGCCGGCUCCUGCAGUAGCCGGGCGAGCGCGGAGCCCGAAGAGAGUGACCUGUAACCCCGGAAGUGGACCUCAGGGUCCCGGGGCUCUCCCCGGGCCAGAGCCGAGGGAGUCGUCGUCUGCACCCCCGGAGCACCCACUCCACGCCCAUCUCUGGAUGCCGCCGACGGGUGCCCGGCCCGUGCCCCGCGCCUGCCUACCGGAUCGGCCCCUCGGAACAGUUCUGGGCCGGGGGUGGGGGCCUGGACCCCGCCCCUGAUGAGGCUCCACCCCCGCGCCCAGGCCUCGCUCCGCUGACUGCUCCGGCCGGCCCCGCCCCCUGCCCGCCCCCUUGCCCGGGCGACCCCUCUCCCCCGCUGGGGGAGGCCAUGGCGUGAGCUCGAGGCCGGGCCCCGGGGCCCUCGGGCGCCAGGCGGGGCAUGGGCCGGCGGCCGCCCCCAUGAGGGUCCCGGGAGGGGGGCGCGCGCAUCAGCGGCGGGGCCAUGGGGUCGCAGGUAUUGCAGAUCCUGCGCCAGGGGGUGUGGGCCUCGCUCACCGGCGGUUGGUUCUUCGACCCGCACCAGAGCACCUUCUCCAACUGCUUCCACCUUUAUGUCUGGAUCUUCCUGCUCACCUUUCCCUUCUUGCUGUACAUGGUCCUGCCCCCCAGCUUGAUGGUGGCCGGUGUGUACUGCCUUGUGGUGGCUGUCAUCUUCGCUACUAUCAAGACUGUGAACUAUCGGCUGCAUGCUAUGUUCGACCAGGGCGAGAUCGUGGAGAAGCACAACUCUACCAUGGGGGAGCCGGAAGAAGAGCCUGCACAGGGGGACAGCAGUUUGCCCAGGGACCCCGGAGUGGAGAUGACAGUGUUUCGGAAAGUGAGUUCUACACCGCCGGUACGCUGUAGCUCCCAGCAUUCCGUGUUUGGCUUCAAUCAGGUCUCGGAGCUGCUGCCCCGGAUGGAGGACUCCGGGCCCCUCAGAGACAUCAAGGAGCUGGUUCGGGAGCAGGGCAGCAACAACGUGAUCGUGACCUCGGCUGAUCGAGAGAUGCUGAAGUUAAGCUCCCAGGAGAAACUGAUUGGAGACCUUCCCCAGACACCCCCGGGGGCUGCCCCAGACCCCUCUCUCCCCAGCACAGACUCUUCAGAACGUUCUCCCCUGGCUGGGGAUGGAGCCCCCUGGAGGGGGAGCAGUGUGGCCGAUACUCCCAUGAGCCCCCUUCUGAAGGGGAGCCUCAGCCAGGAGCUGAGCAAGAGCUUCCUGACCCUGACCCGGCCUGACCGGGCCCUGGUGAGGACCAGCAGUCGACGGGAACAACGCCGGGCAGCAGGCGGCUACCAGCCCCUGGACAGACGGGGCUCUGGGGAGCCCACACCCCAGAAAGCCGGCUCCUCGGAUUCCUGCUUCAGUGGCACUGACAGGGAGACGCUGAGCAGCUUCAAGAGUGAGAAAACCAACUCCACCCACCUGGACAGCCCCCCUGGGGGGCAAGCCCCGGAGGGCAGCGACACAGACCCACCCUCUGAGGCUGAGCUGCCUGCGUCACCAGAUGCUGGAGUCCCCUCAGAUGACACCCUGCGUUCCUUUGACACGGUCAUAGGAGCAGGGACGCCACCGGGCCCGGCCGAGCCGCUCCUGGUCGUGCGGCCCAAGGACUUGGCCUUGUUGCGGCCCAGCAAACGGCGGCCACCCAUGCGAAGACACUCCCCACCUGGCCGUGCCCCUCGGCGGCCCCUGCUUGAAGGCGGGGGCUUCUUUGAGGACGAAGACACCAGCGAGGGCAGCGAACUGAGCCCGGCCUCCAGCCUCCGAUCUCAGCGCCGCUACAGUACUGACAGCUCUUCUUCUACUUCCUGCUAUUCCCCCGAGAGCUCCCGUGGUGCAGCAGGGAGACCCCGGAAGCGACGGGCCCCCCAUGGGGCUGAGGAGGGGACGGCUGUGCCCCCCAAGCGGCCCUAUGGGACCCAGCGGACGCCUAGUACCGCCAGCGCCAAAACGCAUGCCCGAGUGCUGAGCAUGGAUGGGGCAGGGGGCGAUGUCCUCAGGGCCCCCCUGGCUGGCUCCAAGGCUGAGCUGGAGGCCCAGGCGGGGGUGGAGCUGGCUGCUGGGGAGCCCGCUCUGCUGCCUGCUGAGGCCCACAGGGGACCUGCCGCCAACCAGCCGGGCUGGCGGGGGGAGCUGCAAGAGGAAGGUGCUGUGGGGGGAGCGGCCGAGGAGACCGGCAAGCGGGACCGCACAAGCAGUGUGAGGCGCACUCAGGCGAUCCGCAGGCGCCACAAUGCGGGAAGCAACCCCACCCCUCCAGCCUCUGUUAUGGGCUCGCCGCCCAGCCUGCAGGAAGCUCAGCGGGGCCGGGCCGCCUCUCACUCCCGGGCGCUGACGCUGCCCUCUGCCCUGCACUUUGCUUCCUCGCUGCUGCUCACCCGGGCCGGCGCCACCGUUCACGAGGCCUGCACCUUUGAUGACACCUCCGAGGGCGCCGUGCACUACUUCUACGACGAGAGCGGCGUGCGGCGUUCCUACACCUUUGGCCUGGCUGGAGGCGGCUACGAGAACCCUGUGGGGCAACAGGGGGAGCAGGCAGCCAAUGGAGCUUGGGACCGCCACUCACACUCCUCCAGUUUCCACUCGGCUGAUGUCCCUGAGGCGGCAGGUGGCCUGAACCUGCUGCAGCCAAGGCCAGUGGUUCUACAGGGUAUGCAGGUGCGCCGCGUGCCCCUGGAGAUCCCAGAGUUUGACCUGCUGGACCAGGACUCCCUGCACGAAUCCCAGGAGCAGACGCUGAUGGAGGAGGCACCACCUCGUGCCCAGCACAGCUACAAGUACUGGCUUCUUCCUGGCCGCUGGACGUCUGUGCGCUAUGAGCGGCUGGCCCUCCUGGCCCUCCUGGACCGGACUCGGGGGCUGGUGGAGAACAUACUCGGCGUAGGCCUGAGCAGCCUCGUUGCCUUCUUGGGCUACCUGCUGCUGCUUAAGGGCUUCUUCACGGAUAUCUGGGUCUUCCAGUUCUGCUUGGUCAUUGCCUCCUGCCAGUAUUCCCUGCUGAAGAGUGUCCAGCCUGAUGCGGCAUCUCCCAUGCACGGCCACAACUGGGUGAUCGCAUAUAGCCGGCCUGUCUACUUCUGUAUCUGCUGUGUGCUCAUCUGGCUGCUGGACGCCCUGGGCUCAGCUCAGCCCUUCCCACCCGUCUCCCUGUAUGGCCUCACGCUCUUCUCCGCCUCCUUCUUCUUCUGUGCCCGGGACGUGGCCACUGUGUUCACCUUGUGCUUCCCGUUCGUCUUCCUCCUGGGCCUCCUGCCCCAGGUCAACACUUGCCUCAUGUACCUGCUGGAGCAGAUAGAUAUGCACGGCUUUGGGGGUACAGCCGCCACCAGCCCGCUCACUGCCGUCUUUAGCCUCUCCCGCAGCCUGUUGGCUGCUGCCCUGCUCUACGGCUUCUGCCUUGGGGCCAUCAAGACUCCUUGGCCGGAGCAGCACGUCCCUGUCCUCUUCUCGGUCUUCUGUGGCCUCCUGGUGGCCCUGUCCUACCACCUGAGCCGUCAGAGCAGUGACCCCACCGUGCUCUGGUCUCUGAUUCGGAGCAAGCUCUUCCCCGAGCUGGAGGAGCGGAGCUUGGAGACGGCUCGGGCCGAGCCCCCAGACCCACUGCCAGACAAGAUGCGCCAGUCGGUGCGUGAGGUCCUGCACUCUGACCUGGUGAUGUGUGUGGUGAUCGCCGUGCUCACCUUUGCCAUCAGCGCCAGCACCGUCUUCAUCGCCCUGAAGUCGGUGCUGGGGUUCGUAUUGUACGCACUGGCUGGGGCCGUGGGCUUCUUCACGCAUUACCUGCUGCCGCAGCUCCGCAAACAGCUGCCCUGGUUCUGCCUGUCGCAGCCUGUGCUGAAGCCGUUGGAGUACAGCCAGUAUGAAGUUCGAGGCGCUGCCCAGGUGAUGUGGUUUGAGAAGCUGUAUGCCGGCCUGCAGUGCAUCGAGAAGUACCUCAUCUACCCCGCCGUGGUGCUCAAUGCCCUCACGGUGGACGCCCAUGCUGUCGUCAGCCACCCGGACAAGUUCUGCCUCUACUGCCGGGCGCUGCUGAUGACCGUGGCUGGGCUGAAGCUGUUGCGCUCAGCCUUCUGCUGCCCGCCCCAGCAGUACCUAACCUUGGCCUUCACUGUUCUGCUCUUCCACUUCGACUACCCACGCCUCUCCCAGGGCUUUUUGCUUGACUACUUCCUCAUGUCCCUGCUCUGCAGCAAGCUGUGGGACCUGCUGUACAAGCUGCGUUUUGUGCUGACCUACAUCGCGCCCUGGCAGAUCACCUGGGGCUCGGCUUUCCACGCUUUUGCCCAGCCCUUUGCCGUGCCACACUCGGCCAUGCUGUUCGUUCAGGCCCUGCUCUCGGCACUUUUCUCCACGCCACUUAACCCCCUGCUGGGCAGUGCCGUCUUCAUCAUGUCCUACGCGCGGCCCCUCAAGUUCUGGGAGCGCGACUACAACACUAAACGUGUGGAUCAUUCCAACACCCGCCUGGUCACCCAGCUAGAUCGGAACCCAGGCGCUGACGACAACAACCUCAACUCCAUCUUCUAUGAGCACUUGACGCGCUCGCUGCAGCACACGCUGUGUGGGGACCUGGUGCUGGGCCGCUGGGGCAACUACGGCCCCGGCGACUGCUUCGUCCUGGCCUCUGACUACCUCAACGCCCUGGUGCACCUCAUCGAGGUUGGCAAUGGCCUCGUCACCUUCCAGCUGCGUGGCCUUGAGUUCCGGGGUACCUACUGCCAGCAGCGCGAGGUAGAGGCCAUCACGGAGGGCGUGGAGGAGGAUGAGGGCUGCUGCUGCUGUGAGCCUGGCCACCUGCCGCGGGUCCUGUCCUUCAAUGCCGCCUUUGGGCAGCGCUGGCUGGCCUGGGAGGUGACGGCCAGCAAGUACGUCCUGGAGGGCUACAGCAUCAGCGACAAUAACGCCGCCUCCAUGCUGCAGGUGUUUGACCUCCGCAAGAUCCUCAUCACUUACUACGUCAAGAGCAUCAUCUACUACGUCAGCCGCUCACCGAAGCUGGAGGCGUGGCUGAGCCACGAGGGCAUUGCAGCAGCCCUGCGGCCCGUGAGGGCGCCGGGCUACGCUGACUCGGACCCCACCUUCUCACUGAGCGUGGAUGAGGACUAUGACCUCCGCCUCUCCGGCCUCUCACUGCCCUCCUUCUGCGCGGUGCACCUCGAGUGGAUCCAGUACUGCGCCUCCCGGCGCAGCCAGCCCGUGGACCAGGAUUGGAACUCGCCGCUGGUCACGCUGUGUUUUGGCCUGUGCGUGCUGGGCCGGCGGGCCUUGGGGACGGCCUCGCACAGCAUGUCUGCCAGCCUGGAGCCCUUCCUGUACGGCCUGCACGCCCUGUUCAAGGGGGACUUCCGCAUCACCUCCCCACGCGAUGAGUGGGUCUUUGCCGACAUGGACCUACUUCAUCGCGUGGUGGCGCCUGGAGUUCGCAUGGCCCUCAAGCUCCACCAGGAUCACUUCACGUCCCCAGAUGAGUAUGAGGAGCCCGCCGCCUUGUAUGACGCCAUCGCAGCCAACGAGGAGCGGCUGGUCAUCUCGCACGAGGGCGACCCAGCCUGGCGCAGCGCCAUCCUCAGCAACACGCCCUCGCUGCUGGCUCUGCGUCACGUCCUGGAUGACGCCUCCGACGAGUACAAGAUCAUCAUGCUUAACCGGCGCCACCUCAGCUUCCGAGUCAUCAAGGUGAACCGCGAGUGUGUACGUGGCCUGUGGGCCGGGCAGCAGCAGGAGCUGGUGUUCUUGCGCAACCGCAACCCCGAACGCGGUAGCAUCCAGAACGCCAAGCAGGCACUCCGCAACAUGAUCAAUUCUUCCUGUGACCAGCCACUGGGCUACCCCAUCUAUGUGUCCCCCCUCACCACCUCGCUGGCCGGCAGCCACCCCCAGCUGCGGGCACUGUGGGGUGGCCCUGUCAGCCUGAGUGCCAUUGCCCGCUGGCUUCUGCACAGCUGGGAGAGGCUUCAUAAGGGCUGUGGUGCCGGCUGCAAUAGUGGCGGGAACGUGGAUGACUCGGACUGUGGCGGAGGCGGUGGCUUGGGCUCCCUCAGCAAUAACCCCCCCUUGGCACACCCUACACCUGAGAACACAGCAGGCAGUGGAGACCAGCCCCUCCCUCCGGGUCCAGGCUGGGGCCCUCGGCCUUCCCUGAGCAGCUCUGGUGAUGGGCGCCCCCCUCCUCUGCUGCAGUGGCCACCCCCUCGGCUCCCUGGACCAACCCCUUCUUCUCCCGCCCCCACUGAGGGUCCCCGGCCCUCAAGAACCCCUGGCCCCGGUCUCCUCAGUUCUGAGGGUCCCAGCGGGAAGUGGACCCUGGGGGGUCGGAAGGGGCUGGGGGGAUCUGAGGCAGAGCCAGCCUCAGGGAGCCCCAAAGGAGGCACCCCCAAAUCUCAGGCGCCCCUAGACCUCAGCCUCAGCCCGGAUAUCAGCACCAAUGCCUCCUCGCCCGCCAGAGCAGCCCAGGACAUUCCUUGCUUGGACGGCAGUGCUCCUGAAAGUGGCACACCCACUGGGAUCCUGGGUGACUGGCCUGCCCUUGCUGAGGAGCGUGAGAGCCCGGCUGCCCAGCCCCUGCUGGAGCAUCAGUACUGAGUGGCCUGGUACCCUCUGGAUCCCAGCCCUAGGAUUCAGUAACUUGGAUCCCUGGUCUCUGGCCCUCUGCUGGACCACAGAACUGAGUGGCUUUGGCUUCCACAUCUGAACCCUGACCUCUGGCUGCCUUAGCCAGCGUACCGGAACUAAGUGGCCCAGACCUCCGGCCUUGAUCCCUGAUCUCUCAUCCCUAGUCGAGGGCCUGGGCUCCCUAAACUGAGGCAGGCAGCCUCCCAGCCAGGCCCUAGAAGUCAAACCCGUGGGCUGGUCCCGUUUCGAGCCCGUGGCCAGGACUGUCUUGGCCCCUGGGCCUGCACUGCCUGCAGGGGCAGCCCCUUGGCCUGGACCGGGGGCUGAAAUGUGGGAAGGGUGGUUUCUUUUUUUCUUCUUUCUUUUUUUUUUUUUUUUUUUUUUCGUGCUUCAGAGACACCAGAAUAACACUAUUUUUGAUU
Messenger RNA from Acinonyx jubatus (cheetah), 7121 nucleotides. It is a transcript of the gene PCNX3, whose product is annotated as pecanex 3. The record is from RefSeq and is a predicted model, not a curated record. Lineage: Eukaryota; Metazoa; Chordata; Mammalia; Carnivora; Felidae. The transcript is spliced from 35 exons. Gene Ontology annotation, cellular component: membrane. Bases 544 to 6669 code for a protein of 2041 amino acids.